UCGGGACUGCCAGGAGAAACAUUUCAAUAAGCUUCAGCAAAGAAUUCUGUUUACGAUUCUUCAAACUCUUUCCUAUUUAACACUUUAAAAGAUGUCUUUUUAUUUUUAAACAUAUAUGUUGCAUAGUACAGAAUUACUAAAACUGGUGCUCAAAUUUUCAAUUUAAAAAUUUGUUUCCUUAAUCAAGGAACAAAAAAGGACUGGCAAAUUUGAUUUUGAAGUCUCAUUGUGAGGAAAACUUGAUGAUUGGUGCCCUGGCGAUGAAAACAUUCACUGAGUCACCACAUCUUUAUGAAUAAAAUUGACGACGAUAAGAUGGUUUGACCUUUCAAAGAUCCACAGUUCCGUGCUACAAAAUAGAAUAGAAUAGAUGGAAUCGAGCACCAUCGAAUAAAAGAAUAACGAUUUCUCCUGCACAUAUAUUUAUAAAUCUUGAUUUGCGCCAUAUUUUUUGUUCGUUAUUAGUGCAUAUAUUUGAAUAUCGUCAUAUGCAUUUCCAAAAAAGAAAUUUUAUACUUAUGAUCUACGAAUAAUUUAAUGGAAGAACUUUUUCUGGUAUAUUUAUGUUGAAAGGUAUUUAGUUUUCUUACAUAAAUAAAAUUUUGUUUGGAAAAAGUAGAACUAAAGAGAACACUGCUUGUGACUUCUGAAUUUAGGGUUUACAGAAAGAAUGCUUUUGAAAAGCCAUUUUUCUUUUUAAAUAUUUAAUGGAGAAAGCAUACGCAUGCAAUUUGUGUAGUAAAGUAUUUUCUCAGUCUCCCAAUUCAAAAAAACAUUUACAGACCCACACAAAAGAGAAACUGUACGCAUGUGACUUUUGUGACAAAAAAUUUUCUCUUUGGCCAUAUUUAAAAGUACAUUUGCGGACGCAUACGAAAGAAAAACCGUAUGAAUGCGACAACUGUAGUAAUUCAUUUUCUACGAAAUCCAGUUUAAACAAACAUUUACGGACGCAUAUGAAAGAGCCAUAUGCAUGCCAUAUCUGCAGUAAAACUUUUCCUCGGCAUCAUGAUUUAAGCAUACACUUACUGACACAUACGGAGGAAAAAUCAUACGCAUGCGACAUUUCUAACAAAGCCUUUUCUGACAAGUCACAUUUACAGAUGAUUACGGAAGAGAAAUUGUACGCAUGCGACAUCUGCAGCAAAUCUUUUCAUCGGCGUCAUGAUUUAAAUGCACAUAUACGGACGCAUACGAAAGAGAAACCUUAUACGUGCGGCAUUUGUACCAAAGCCUUUUCUGUGAUGUCAAAUUUAAGAAGGCAUUUACAAUCGCAUACGCAAGAGAAACCGUUUGCCUGCGACAUUUGUAAUAAUGCAUUUUCUACGAAGUCUAAUUUAAACAAACAUUUACGGAAGCAUACGAAUGAGAAACCAUAUCCAUGCGACAUUUGCAAUAAAGUCUUCUCUCGUCGUGAUAAUUUAAACGUGCAUUUACUGACGCACCCAAAUAGGAAAGGGUAUUCACGCCUCAUGUGCAGUAAAGCUUAUUUAUUGACAACUACUGAAAACAAACAGUAUAUAUGUGACAUUUGCAAUAAGCCUUUUCUUCGGCGUUUUGAUUUAAAUACACAUUUAAGGGCGCAUACGAAAGAGAAACCAUUUGUAUGUGGCAUAUGUAACAAACCUUUUUCUGUGAUGUCGAAUCUAAGAAGACAUUUACGGGCGCAUACGCAAGAGAAACCAUUUGCAUGCGACUUUUGUAGUAAAAAAUUUUCUCAUUCGGACUCUUUAAAAAGACAUAUGCCAAUGCAUGCCAUAAAGAAUAAAUAAAUUGUCCAUAUGUUAAGUUUAAAUUGCCUUUUCUGAGCAAGAGUACCUCAAUAGACAUUUACUGAUAGAUAAAUAAUAUUUGUGCAUAUUAUGCAGUUUAAAGGCACUUUUUAAAUAAUUUGUGCAAUAUAUAAUAUAAACGAAUGAUUUGAUUGUUGGCAAGUUUCAAUAGAUAGAAGUUUUCACUCAGAAAGAAACAAUACGUCUGGGACAUAUGUAAUUUAAAGAUACUCUUUAACCCUUUGUACUCUGAUGUCUCGGGGGCCGCGGUUGCCUGGUGAUUAGGUUUCGGCUUCAAGGCCGGACGGUUCCAAGUUCGAGACCCGAUUCCGCCGAAGAAACGUUGUGUAAGUAGGUCUGGUGCACGUUUAAUCCGCCGGUGCCAAAUGCACUAACAUUAUUGGAAUGCGGAAGUUUGGAUAGAAGCCACUAGCGGCUAAAUCACAACACGCUGUGUAUGAGACGGACGAGUACAUUGAAAGACGAGUUUUUCCGUAGGGACAAGGUUUAAGAAAAAGAGACUAGUUUUUGUUUACAAAACUGCAGAAGUUCGGAAAUUGUGCUCUAAUUGGUAGAUUUCUUUCUCACAGAAUUUUCUGUGCUGUAUUUGCUGCAACCAAUACGUGUUGUUUAGUUUGGUUUAUGCGUACUUUUUCGUUUGCUCUUUUUCAAAAUGGAGAAAAUAAAUCUUCCAGAGAAAUCUAAGUAUAAAGUAAUUGAGAUUGAUGAAAAUUUGGCUGUUUUCCGUAUUUCCGAUAUUAUAUAUAUAGAAUUAGCGUGAAGAAUUACUAAAAUAAGACUUGAAAAUCAAGCUUUUAUAAGCUGCCAUAAAAUAUCUAUAUACA
Molecule: messenger RNA, 2617 nt
Organism: Argiope bruennichi
Lineage: Eukaryota; Metazoa; Arthropoda; Arachnida; Araneae; Araneidae
Product: zinc finger protein 271-like
Exons: 2
Coding region: 708-1772 (354 amino acids)
Source: RefSeq, a predicted model, not a curated record